Messenger RNA from Laetiporus sulphureus 93-53, 995 nucleotides. RefSeq lists its product as uncharacterized. NCBI's taxonomy places the organism in Eukaryota, Fungi, Basidiomycota, Agaricomycetes, Polyporales, Laetiporaceae. The record is from RefSeq and is a predicted model, not a curated record. The coding region runs from base 197 to 700 and encodes 167 amino acids. The transcript is spliced from 4 exons.
GGAGCUGUGCAAGAGGAGCGACAUUAUUGCCAGCCCGUUCGACGAGCCAUCUGUAUCAAACGAUAGGCUUAUCUACCAUCAGGCAAAGGCUGCACAAGGGCGAAUGUGCUACUCCUAAGAACUUCCGAGAUGACUUCAAGCUGAUCAUCAGGAACGCGAUAACCUUCAACCCGCCGAUGAGCCCAGUUCACGAGGCAUGCUAGUAUUGCGCGACCUCGCAUCGAUCACCAAAGACAACGGAGACGACGAGAACGGCGUGUGGGCCAACCGCUAUCAAGGCCGCACCUACCGCGGAGAUCAGAAGUUCACCGCCCUCACGUUCAACAGCUGCUUCGACGGCCGCACAAUCUUCGGCCCUCGCACGAAGAUGGAGCAGUAUCCCACUGCCUGCAUUACUGAAAACGACCUCGUCAUGAUAGAGUGCACCGUUACUCGCUUCAAAUGCGACGCAAAUUGUAAUGCGGUCUACAAGGAUGGAUGGAAACAUUGGCGCUCUCAACUUGAACUACUCACCGUAACCAAACUCAUCGAGGGACCGGAAGCGACGAUAAAGGAACAAGUCGGAAUAGAGGACGACGUCCUUCACUUAUUUAUUGUAUCUCUGUAUCGCGGACAAAUGUAUAUUAUAUUUAUACUCUAUCCUCUGUAUAUCGCGGACUAUCGAUUUUUGUACUUUCGCUCUAUCGCUCUCAAGACAUGAGAACGUACUGGACGCGCUUAUCCGCCAGUCAUUCGGACUCGGGCGUGCGGACGCAGCGCCGACACUCCCAUGUCAAUGUCACGAGAGGAGAUACGUCGUGAAACCUACUAAUAGUUAGUGUCUUCGCCGCGAAUAGCGACCCCGAAUGUGCCUUCCGAUGAGUCACUGGGUCCAGGUAGGUCCACCGCCGUCGAUCUUUGUGCGCGAUCUUGCGCUUGAACAAUGAAGCUGCGUAUUCAUCCAGUAGCCCCGUACUCCGCCGUUUCAUCAUCAUCAAGGAAAUCUGAUGGGGUGU